ACUUUGUUUUGACAUCCCUCCGUCAACAACAACACACCACCAUCUCGAACAACGCGACACCUCCCACCUAUUUGAAGGCCAAUCUCAGCGGCUUCUCCAAUGUCCGAUAUGACCCCUUACACUUCUGGGUGGAAGGCACUCAAGAAAAGCGAGCUUAUCGGCUUGGCGGAUAAGUUAGGUAUACCUGCCGACACUGCUAGUUUAAAGAAACCCGAGAUUAUUGGGAGCAUACAAAGGUUUCUUGAUGAGAAUGAAGGGACCCUCAGCGAGAUUCCCAAGUUCAAAGCUCUGUAUCCAAGGAGGGUGUCCUCGAAUCGUCGAGGAAGCCUGCUUCCUAACCAGACUGAAGAAUCGUCUGAGACUCCAGAUCCCCCGGCCCCUGUGGCACCAGCGAGUCGCAGGGGAGCCGGCAGGUUUCCCCCUAGAGCAUCUUCGUCGACUGAAUCAGCAGAAGGGAGCAAAGCUGUUGCACAUGCUCUCAGCACUCCGUCGCGUAUUCCUUUACCCCCAUCCCCCAUCAAAUUGAUCCAGGACUUUUCGGCGAAGGUGCGUCCCGAAAUCGACGCAGUUGUUGCGAAUGCGGCUCGCGCCAAGGAUCAACUUGGAGUUGAAACCAAUAGGAUCCUUGCUAAAACCAAGAUGUUCCUAUCCGACUCCGCAAAUCUGACGAGUAUCACUGUUUUAUGGGAGCUAUUUUUCCUUGUUAUGGCGUUUACACCUGUCGAGUACACCCCGUUCCAACUGCCCCCUUCAAUUUCGAAGUGGAGUCUCCCGACGCUCAUCAUCCCCCAAGCUACCGGAAAACUGGUCGCUUUUUCCGACAGGCGGGACAUUGACCCCUUGACAUCUAGCAUUGCGCGACUCGUCUGCGUGCUUUCACUACCCUGGGUGGUUGCUGAGGAGUUAUUAAGCUUAAACACUCGCAUACUCGCUGCUUCUACGGCGCUGGCAUUUGCUGUGGCAGAAGCCUUGAACGAUCGAAAGGAUCGAGCAGAGAUUGCUAGCUCGCUUGUGAAGCACGGCUGAGAGCCCGGAUAAUGAGGGGUUUUUUUUUGCAGGACAAAGAACAUGACGUAUUUAUUGGAUUUAUUCUUAUUCUUCCUCUGUGGUUCUACUUGAUCGUAUGAGAAAGACGCACCGUAAUUCUCGGCCAUUCAUUUGGAGGAAUUCUGACCCAUGAUCUACAUGAUUUCUUUCCGUACAUUGUCCACCGUACGAACGAAUUCCCUGACUCGCCGUUUGUGUCCUAGCAUUGUAUAUUGGGCGGAUGUCAACGUUCAUGUCACGCUAUGUUGUAUGGUUCUUUCCGUGGAUUCUGCUAUGUAUCUUUCAUUUUCCUGUCACGUCCCGCAGUUGUUCUUUACCCAAUCG
Messenger RNA from Cantharellus anzutake, 1371 nucleotides. RefSeq lists its product as uncharacterized. The transcript is spliced from 7 exons. Lineage: Eukaryota; Fungi; Basidiomycota; Agaricomycetes; Cantharellales; Hydnaceae. The record is from RefSeq and is a predicted model, not a curated record. Bases 100 to 1026 code for a protein of 308 amino acids. Gene Ontology annotation, cellular component: membrane.